AUGGGGGGCAGCCUGCGGGUGGCCGUACUGGGAGCCCCGGGCGUGGGCAAGACGGCCAUCAUCCGUCAGUUCCUGUUCGGUGACUACCCCGAGCGCCACCAGCCAACGGACGGGCCGCGCCUCUACCGGCCCGCGGUGCUGCUCGACGGCGCCGUCUACGACCUGAGCAUCCGCGACGGUGAUGGCGCUGGACCCGGUCAGAGCCCCAGGGGUCUAGAGGAGUGGCCAGACCCUAAGGACUGGAGCUUGCAGGACACGGACGCCUUUGUGCUCGUCUAUGACAUCUGCAGCCCGGACAGCUUCGACUAUGUGAAGGCGCUGCGGCAGCGAAUUGCAGAGACCAGGCCGGCAGGCGCACCUGAGGCACCCAUCCUCGUGGUAGGCAACAAGCGGGACCGGCAACGGCAGCGCUUUGGGCCUCGGCGCGCGCUGGCUGCCCUGGUCCGCAGGGGCUGGCGCUGCGGCUACCUCGAGUGCUCAGCUAAGUACAAUUGGCACGUCCUGCGUCUCUUCCGCGAGUUGCUACGCUGCGCUCUGGUGCGCGCGCGGCCUGCGCACCCAGCCCUGCGCCUGCAGGGGGCGUUGCAUCCGGCACGCUGCAGCCUCAUGUGACCAAAUUGGACUACAACCCUAACAGGGAAGCGGGGCAUUUUGACUGGAACAACCAGAGACCUGGACUAGACCAGUUUGCCCAACUUCUUUCGGACUGGACAGUCUCCUACCUGAUUGGAUGAGGAAAGCUCCCAUCCAGUCUCCUGGGCGAC
This is a messenger RNA of Pteronotus mesoamericanus, 764 nucleotides long. It is a transcript of the gene RASL10A, whose product is annotated as RAS like family 10 member A. Lineage: Eukaryota; Metazoa; Chordata; Mammalia; Chiroptera; Mormoopidae. The record is from RefSeq and is a predicted model, not a curated record. Gene Ontology annotation, molecular function: GTPase activity; GTP binding. The transcript is spliced from 3 exons. The coding region runs from base 1 to 612 and encodes 203 amino acids.